CACAACUGAUCACAACAUCGAAUCCCCCAACAGCGGUUCCACGAACAUGCCAUCAUCACUUUCAACACCCACCGAAUAACCACCCGCCGCGCAGCAAAUAGCACUUUUUAUGCUCAGAAACCAGCCAUGACACCACCGGCGACGCUGUUUCACGCCCUCUUGCGACCCAGCGUCCUGCAGAUCCUGCGCGCGACGGGCUACCACUGCACGCGCCCGGCCGUGCUCGAUUCCCUCACCGACCUAGCCGCCAACUACCUGCUUGCUGUGUGCCGCGCUGCCGCCCAGCACACGACCGACGAUGUCGCGCCCGGCCUGGCCGAGAUCCGCAUGGCUCUCGAGGACGUUGGCGCCCUCGCACCCGAGGACGACGACGUCCAGACGGUCCAGGACUUUGUCGACUGGUUUGCGGGUGCGAGGAACGCCGAGAUCAGGAGGAUCGUUGCUGAUGGCGAUGCUGAGGCACCGGCUGAUUGGCUUACUGCACUCAAACAAAAGCACAGCAAAACGGGCGACGAUUCAAAGUUCCAGGGGACGUUGCUAGGAAAAUCCAACGAGCACGGUGAGGUCCUCGUAGAGGGCGGAAACUUCGACACGAUACAGAGCUGGGCAGAGCACAGGAAGAAGAGCAACGUCAUGACACCACCGCCGUCCCCACCGCAGCACGAGUCCGGAUCCAGGCCCUCCAGUUCUGGUCUCAGCUCCUUGGGUGAUGGGGAUAUGGACUUUGAGAUGGGCGGCAGCAGCGCAACACCCGCGGGUGACGCAGCUGCUGGUGCCAUGGCCGUUGAUCCAUGAAGUUGGGUCAUACAAGCGGCUUAUAUGAGAAAAAAAGAUUAUUAGUUCUGUGGGCUGUUACUUCAAGCCUACUACUUCUUGAGAAGGCAUUCGACAUAUUUCAAGCAUACAUAGCGACGGCGUCUAGGGGUUCACAUUUGAUUAUGGGUUUUGGUUCAGGCGCAGGUUAAUUCUAACAAAUCGCAUCAUUGCACAGUCAUAAAACAUGAUUCCUGUAACCUAUUCAUCGGGAGCCUUUUUCUGAUUUUCAAGCUGCAGCUUUUUUUUUUUUUUUUUUUUUUUUUUCACAUUAAGCUCUGUCAGAUCAAAUGGUCCAAAUUUCUCCCCGC
Pyricularia grisea is the source of this 1124-nucleotide messenger RNA. RefSeq lists its product as uncharacterized. The record is from RefSeq and is a predicted model, not a curated record. The transcript has 2 exons. Gene Ontology annotation, molecular function: protein heterodimerization activity. Bases 127 to 795 code for a protein of 222 amino acids. Lineage: Eukaryota; Fungi; Ascomycota; Sordariomycetes; Magnaporthales; Pyriculariaceae.